Messenger RNA from Bufo gargarizans (Asiatic toad), 2528 nucleotides. It is a transcript of the gene FBXL4, whose product is annotated as F-box and leucine rich repeat protein 4. Lineage: Eukaryota; Metazoa; Chordata; Amphibia; Anura; Bufonidae. Gene Ontology annotation, biological process: SCF-dependent proteasomal ubiquitin-dependent protein catabolic process. Gene Ontology annotation, molecular function: protein binding. The transcript has 8 exons. Gene Ontology annotation, cellular component: SCF ubiquitin ligase complex. Bases 207 to 2069 code for a protein of 620 amino acids. The record is from RefSeq and is a predicted model, not a curated record.
GCCGAGUGUGGUGGGCGGGCUCGGGGAAUGUUUUGCUGGGUUAGUGACUAGACUGCUUCCGGUAGCCGGUGCCCUGCCGUUACUCAGCAGCUCUGUACCGGCUGGCUCGGUACAGCUGGAAGGGAUGUGUGUACCAGGUUAUCUGUCAUUGACUACAAGAAACAAGUUAGACCGCAUAAUUCACCGCUCCUGUCUGUGUGAGCUACAUGUCGUCUUGGUUUCCCAUGCUAACAGUCCUGAGCAUGUUUUACUACAUUUGCCUUCGGCGCCGUGCCCGGUUAGCUAGUAGGGGGGAGAUGAUUAACAGUCGCAGAGCCAUUGAAUCAAACAGCCGUUCUUUGCCAAUGUCCAUUGAAGUUGUACAGUAUGCCAAAGAAGUUUUGGAUUUCAGUUCUCACUAUGGAAGUGAAAACAGCAUGUCUUACACCAUGUGGAACUUAGCUGGUCCCCCCAACGUCUAUCCCAGUUCUGGGGAUUUCACCCAGACCGCUGUGUUUCGGACGUAUGGAAAUUGGUGGCAUCAGAGUAGCAGCUCUUCUCCUUUCAAGAGAACAUCGCCCAGCUUCUUUAGUCUGGAUUAUGUAGAACUUGCCUUUGAGGAGCCUGUUUAUCCUACAGCGAUUCAUAUUCUUGAAACCUAUCAUCCAGGAUCUGUUGUGAAGAUUCUUGCUUGCUCUGCCAAUCCCUAUUCUCAGACCCCUCCUGCUGAAGUAAGAUGGGAAACAAUCUGGUCGGCAGAACCCAGCCGUGCCCAUUCUCCUCAGGCUCGCCAGUUCACCCCCUGUAUAAAAGAAAUCGAUUUCCCAACCAAUCUCUUACGCCUGGAAACCAAUGGCUCUCUUUUGGACUACUACACCGAAUUUGAUGCUGUGGAACUACACGGUGUAAAAGAGAAACCGAUGCUUUCAUUGAAAAUAGCCGCCAUCGACAUGAGUGACUUGGAUGAAGAUGAAUAUGAUGAUGAAGAUGGCUGUGGGAUUGACUGCCUUACCAAUCAGUUCAAUAGCUCCAGCCUCAGGGAUUGGACAAGUAAUGGCUAUUUUGACAAGCUGCCUUAUGAGCUCAUCCAGCUGAUCAUUAGCCACUUAGCUCUUCCAGACUUGUGUCGGCUGGCACAGACUUGCAAGCUCCUGUAUCAGCAUUGCUGUGAUCCUCUCCAGUACACCUCCUUAAGUUUACAGCCUUACUGGGCCACUCUGACUGAUGCUUCUCUAGAGUAUCUUUUGCCUCGAUGCACACUAGUCCAGUGGCUGAAUCUGUCCUGGACUGGAAACAGAGGCUUCAUCACUACCUCAGGAUUUAGCAGACUCUUAAAAGUGUGUGGCUCUGAGCUAGUGUGUCUGGAGCUGGCCUGUGGCCAUUUCUUAAAUGAAGCAUGCCUGGAAGUCAUAGUACAGACGUGCCCAACCCUACAGGAAUUAAAUCUCUCCUCUUGUGAUAAGCUGCCACCUCCAGCUUUCAGUCAUAUUUCUAAACUUUGUGGAUUGAAACGCCUCGUUCUCUACCGUUCCAAAAUUGAGCAAACGGCUCUACUUAGCAUUCUGAACUUCUGUCCAGAACUACAGCACUUCAACCUUGGCAGUUGUGUCCUAAUUGAAGACUAUGACCUCAUUGCUGGAGUUAUAGGUGCUAAAUGCAAAAAGUUACGCUCUUUAGACUUGUGGAGAUGUAAAAACAUUACAGAAAAAGGUAUAGCAGAGCUUGCUUCUGGUUGUCCUCAUCUUGAAGAGCUUGACCUUGGUUGGUGUCCUACACUUCAUAGUGCUACCGGCUGUUUUACAAACCUUGCCCGUAAGCUCCCAGGUCUACGAAAGCUCUUUCUUACUGCUAACCGCUCUGUGUGUGACUCUGAUAUAGAAGAAUUGGCGGCAAAUUGCCAACAUCUUCAAUACCUAGAUAUAUUAGGUACCAGACUGGUGAGUCCAUCGUCUUUAAGAAAGUUGCUAGAAUGCUGCAGGGAGCUUGUUCUAUUGGAUGUCUCCUUUUGUUCACAGAUUGACAAUCGCGUGGUUCAGGAACUUUCAUCCAGAUUUCCAAAUGUGUGCAUCAAAAAGAGUUUUACUCAGUAAAUAUAAUUGCUGCUCCAGUAUUUAGUUUAAUUUUGAGAUGUACAUCCUUUUUUUUUUACCCCAGCUCUUCCAGCUAUCUUCAUGUACACUAUAGAUAUGUUUGGUGAGUUUAAUUAGGAUGUGAAUGGAAAACAAUUUUAUUAUUAAAAAGACAAUUUUGUGCUUUAGGAGAAUUUUUUUUUAGAUAAAUUAUUAUAUUUUUGCCUUAUUUUUAAAAAACACCUUUAUAUUGAACAUAGCCUAUUUAAGGCCUCCAAGGCAGAUAUACUGAUCUGUACAAAGUGAAAUAUUUAGUAGGUUUAAUGUUAAAAUGUUGUAUUUAUUACUCAGAGAAAUGAACUGGCUUGUGAUGUGAUAAAUAUUGGCAACAGAAAACCCUGCCUAUCUUAUGUUACCUUAUUGCAAUAAGAUGCUUGGAAACAUUUACAUAUGCUAAAUAUACUUUUUCUUCACCAUUAA